Molecule: messenger RNA, 1628 nt
Organism: Teleopsis dalmanni
Lineage: Eukaryota; Metazoa; Arthropoda; Insecta; Diptera; Diopsidae
Exons: 2
Coding region: 112-1179 (355 amino acids)
Source: RefSeq, a predicted model, not a curated record
UGUAGAAAUUUGGCGGUGACAGUUGCAUGAAUUCGAAACAAAACAAUAUUGUCAAACGGCGAUCUUAAUUAUCAUUUAAAUAAUAUUAUAGUAACAAUCACUAUAAAUAAAAUGUUGCAACGCAAAUCUUUUAAUAGCAUUUUUAAGGAUCAAAAGUAUAAAUCGUGUAAAACCAACAAAAGCAGCGAGGAAGACGAUUUUACUAUAUCGGAUUGUAGCAGUGAUGCAGACGCACACAAAAAGAGUUUAUCACAAGAAUCCAAUCGUAUUUCCAAUACAAGCGAUGGUGAAAACGAUUGCAAUAAAUCUUCGAAUUUCUGCAGCUAUAAUACUCCAAGAGCAAAACGCUUUAAAAUACAACAAUUAAGUGCAAGAAAAAAGCCUUUACCGCAUAUAAAAAUUAUUAAGAAAGCAAAAGAAAGUGAAGAUGUUAUACCCAUAAAAGAAAAAAAAAUUUUAUGUGCCAACAACACAAUAAAUAAAUUAUCAACAACUUCUAAGAAUGAAACUCCAUUUAAAAAGGUACAAAAACUCUUUGCACAAACACAGAGACCAAGUAAUUUGCAAAGCGCACUGCUGUCACAACACAAAUCGCCUGCCACAUCGGAGGAUGAUGAAGAUUUAAUUAAUUGGUCUUCCUCUGACAGUAAUUCAAACUGUUCUGAUUCCAGAAAUACUUCUAUAUCAAUUGAAACACCAACCACUUCAUCACAGAAAUCAAAUCCACCCAGUGAAUUAGAUUUGCUGUUAGCACUCAUUGAACGUGAGAAUAACUCCAAACAACAGCAAUCAUCAAAAACGAAGUCGAAGUCUUCAAAGCGUUGCCGUAAAGGCGGUUAUUUGCAGCAAUUAUUUAACACUCUCGAUACAGCGAAAACAGAUAAAAAAUUCUUAGAGCAUGACAAAAAAUUUGGACUACGAUGUGGAACGGAAUUGCAAAUUGUAGAAUUAGAAUCUUCAUUUGGUGUUAAUUUAGCUAAGGUUAAAUUUGUUGAUGAGUAUCAGGAAGAUGGAAAAUGCUUAUAUGUUGUUUUAGACGAAAAUGAAGCAAAGAAAGUGAAGCCAGGUAGUAAUGUGGAAGCAUUUUUUGAUGUUGAUAUUGAACCCUAUGAAAUUACCGACACAACAGAGAAAAAAGUUGUUUUUAUUCAACCUCAUAAAAUAUUAUUAUUGCAAUAGCAAUUCGUACAGUUUUUAAGUUGGAUACGUCGGAAUCAAGAUUCGUAUUGUUGGGUACGAGAACGUGAAAGCGUUCAUCAUUACUUGAGAUCUCCUCACUUAACACUUAAACUUUACUUUUGGGUAAACCUAUUAUCGAUUAAGUUUUAAAGCAAUAUAUCCAAAUAAUGCUUUACAUAUUUGAUUUGAAUAUAAUUCAUAUCAAAAAAAAAAGUGAAAUCUAAGAAGUAAUAUAAUAGGAGCAGGAAAUUCUCAUUCCAGUUAUCAACGAGACUACAUAUGUAAACCUUAUUUAUAUUUUUUUUUAGUUUUCCUGAUUCUGAUAUUAUAAAAUAAUUUGUUCACUAGAAUCUAAAAUGAACAUCAUUAGACGAUGUGUAAAGGAUAUCGACUAUUUGAACGAAUAUUGAAAUAAGCUUAGACAUUUUUUAUACAUUAUGUUAUUACGU